AUGACAAAGAAACGGAAAUUCUGGGUACGGCCAAUGUUUACGCAUGAAAUGAGGCAAUUACAAGGUGCAAGUGAGAAUUUAGUCGUUGAGACGCAAAUAACCGAUCGUGAAAAGUUCUUCAAUUACUUCAGAAUGACUCCGGAAGUAUUUGAAGAACUGCUAACAUUGCAGCUGACUUUGCGCUGGUUAUCAUCCGGUGACAGUUUAGCAUCUCAUUCGUAUGCAUAUCGCAUUGCCUGCAAUACGGCAUCUAAAAUUGUAAGGGAGACUUGCACUGCAAUGUGGGAGGUCUUGAAGGAUGAAGUUUUUCUGCAACCCACCGCUGAAAAUUGGCAACAGGUUGCUGACGAAUUUCAGGAAAUCUGUCAAUUUCUAAACUGUAUUGGAUCUAUAGAUGGGAAGUACAUUAUCGUUCAGGCUCCUUCGAAUAGUGGCUCGUCCUGCUAUAAUUACAAAGGUAGCCACAGCAUCAACCUACUUGCCGUGAGUGAUGCGAAUGGUUGCUUCAGCAUCGUGGACAUCGAUGCGGAAGGGAGGCGUAGCGAUGCGGGUGUGUUUGCUAGCAGUGAUCUUGCUCGUCUAUUGGAUACGAAUUCACUUCAACUGCCUCCAGACAGGCAUUUGGAUAGUAGCGGAGUUAAAUUUCCAUAUGUCCUAGUAGGGGACGAAGCAUUUCCGCUAACACCUUAUAUGAUGCGGCCAUACCCUCGAA
This is a messenger RNA of Vollenhovia emeryi, 712 nucleotides long. RefSeq lists its product as uncharacterized. The record is from RefSeq and is a predicted model, not a curated record. NCBI's taxonomy places the organism in Eukaryota, Metazoa, Arthropoda, Insecta, Hymenoptera, Formicidae. The annotation marks the transcript as partial. The transcript is spliced from 3 exons.